Molecule: messenger RNA, 3018 nt
Organism: Cyclopterus lumpus (lumpfish)
Lineage: Eukaryota; Metazoa; Chordata; Actinopteri; Perciformes; Cyclopteridae
Product: Kv channel-interacting protein 1-like
Exons: 8
Coding region: 746-1393 (215 amino acids)
Biological process (GO): regulation of potassium ion transmembrane transport
Cellular component (GO): voltage-gated potassium channel complex
Molecular function (GO): calcium ion binding; transmembrane transporter binding; potassium channel regulator activity
Source: RefSeq, a predicted model, not a curated record
UCUCUCACUUGCCUCCGUCUCUACUUUAUCUUCCCCUCCUUUUGUCUGCUCUUCCUUCUCGUAAAUAUCUCAUUCCCCUUUCCUUCUCCCUCGCAAUAUCCCUUGGGUUGUGUCUUCCCCUCCUCUCCUCUCACACACCCUUCUCUACCAUUCCCUCUCUCUGUCUCUGUCUUUUCAUGUGCAACAGUGUGCAAUCCCUUUUUCCUCAGCAGACAGACAAAGAGACUGAGACAAAUAGUAGAGGGGAAAGCGGGAGCAGAGAGAAGCAGAGACAGAAAGAAGCAAGAUACGUGAAGAGGCACAGAGGAAUUGAUGGAACGACACUGAGAGAGAGAGAGAGUAGGAAGAGGGAGGGUCUGCAUGGUAGAGCGAGGCAGAAAGGAAAUAGGCAGUUUGGUGAUAGCGUAGAGGUAUAGCUCCAGUGUGCAUGUGCGCCAGCUAUUUCAUUCACACUCUCUCGCUCGCUCUCUCACACAAACACAUCUUCCCUCUCUCUUUCUCACCCACUCACUCCGUCACUCACACAGACACACGCACACACCCUUGAGCAGAAGCAGCAGAGCAUCGUGGGUGUGAAGCAGCAUGUGAUGUGAUAUCUGUUCUUCUGCACAAACUGCUGGCUGAUGGAAUAACUUAAUUACAGCACACACACCUACAAUACGCACACUCACUAGCACACCUUGAUUAUAGGCGGACAGACACGCACACGCGAGCACACUCAACCUGCCUGCAGCCGGGAGUCAACAUGGGUCUCGUGGUGGGAACCUUUUCCAUGCAAACCAAGCAGGUGAACUACCGCAAAGACAAAGCUGAUGAUGACUUGGAGAUGACCAUAGUGUGCCAUCGGCCGGAGGGCCUCGACCAGAUGGAAGCGCAAACCAACUUCAACAAAAGAGAGCUCCAAGUGCUCUACAGGGGCUUUAAGAAUGAGUGUCCAAGUGGUGUCGUAAAUGAAGACACCUUCAAACAAAUAUACGCUCAGUUCUUCCCUCAUGGAGAUGCCAGCACCUACGCACACUACCUGUUCAACGCAUUUGACACAGCACACAGCGGCUCCAUAAAGUUUGAGGACUUUGUGACAGCUCUGUCCAUCCUGCUGAGGGGCUCCAUCACCGAGAAGCUACAGUGGACCUUCAACCUUUACGAUAUCAACAGAGAUGGAUACAUCAACAAAGAGGAGAUGACAGACAUCGUCAGAGCGAUAUACGACAUGAUGGGGAAGUACACUUACCCGGUGUUGAAAAAUGAUGCACCCAAACAGCAUGUGGAAGCCUUCUUUCAGAAAAUGGACAAAAACCGAGACGGUGUGGUCACUCUGGAUGAAUUCAUCCUCUCUUGUCAAGAGGAUGAAAACAUUAUGAGGUCUCUACAGCUCUUUGAAAAUGUCAUCUAGACCACGAGGAAGAGGGCGACAGCCCAAUAGACGAAAGCGCUCACCAAGAGAAGAGAAAAUAAUAGACGGAGGAGAAGGAGAGAUGAACAUGUAAGAGAAAAGGAACAGCAUAGCGGGCCACUGAAACGAAAAAUUGGAUCGUGUCGCUUUGCGACGGACGAUUGCCACGAAACUUCAUGGAAGGCAUCUUGCUGCAACAAAUCCGUGGCGACAAAUGCCCUUUGGACCCUUUAUUUGACCUCUCUGUAACCAUUUACCUCGUCUCCACCUCCCUCCUUUGUUGCUGUCACCUCAGCAUGUCAUGGCAUUGUGUAAAUACUGAUUCUUUCACAUUUGGUCCAAUACUUUUCUGAAACGUGUAAAUUGAACCACAUUUUAAGCAGGACUGGAUUUCCCAGAAGCUGCUUCACAGAUCAACCCAGUGCAUACUUUGUGCAUUACAGUCUGACAUUAUAGCUGUUUUCAUCAUGAAUUUCUCUGUCAACACAACAAACGUGAGCAAUAUUGUGAAGCAUGCAAGGCAGAGGCCUAUUUAACGUGUAUGUGCCGUAAAACACUUGGUGGCCAUAUACUCAGCUAAGUGCAUACAUUUGGGAGGCCACGGUCCGAGUGUCACAUCUCACAGAGCCACCUCAUCGGGCCUGUUAAGGUUUGCAGAGCUGAAAUUCAACCUUUAGGCAGCUUGCAGUCUUUUGUCUCGUGGCAGCUUGCAACAGUCCUCUUUACACUUACUGUGUGUGUUCCAGUGGUGUCAGUCAGUGUUUCAAUGUUGUAACGACUCAACUGUAGAUAUUUAACUGUUGUAUUUGUGGCCUCUUAACGCCGUGUGGAAUUAUUCAUGUUUGUCUGCGUGUGUUUCUGAUUCUGACUAUCUGUCUGUCUUUCUGUCAAAUUGGAUACAACUAAUUAUUCUACAUGACACUCAUCGUUAAAUAAAGAGUCCAUUUAGAGGUUUACUGGUCUACAGAUGCAGAGUUACACAGGGACGUGCAUGUGUUUGUUUGUGUGGUUUUGUUGUCCUAAAGUUUAUGUUCGCCGGGAAUAUGGGAAAUAUUUUUCUUGCAUGUAGAUUCAUCUCGAGGACACCACAGUCCGUCCAGCUCAACUGGCCGUGUUUCUGCCAGAGAGGAGAGUGUCGUCGUCAGUUCUGUCUGUUAAAUAUGUUAAAUAUGUUGACUCGGAGCGACCAACCUUUCACUGUGAGGGAGCGACAGGAGAGGGGAGCUAGAAGGAGGGAUUGAGGAGAAAGAUCAGAGGAAGAUGCGCGAGUAAGACAGAAGACGAGAGAGACAUUGUCACUGAUUCUGAAGGAAUGGAAGCCAUGUUUCGAACAAGAACCGUCGUUUUGAAGAUUGAGCUGGACAAAAAUACAGAUUUAUACAUGAUUUACCAUCAUGCCCACUCACUGUGCUUACCAAUAGUGUAAUAAAAAUCCUUGCUGAGACAUGCUCAUCUCAAAAGUACCCUGACAUACUUCCAGGAAGACUGACAGACAGGAAGACAAACAGAUAGACAUCUUUAAACUGUCAGAAUGAAAUAAUGUGUGUAUUGAAAUAUUGUAUAAAAUCAUUAUAUUUAUCAAUAAACUUUGCAAGAAAUAAAAUGAAUUCAUGUCUGCUAUAUUU